Messenger RNA from Rotaria sordida, 1329 nucleotides. Lineage: Eukaryota; Metazoa; Rotifera; Eurotatoria; Philodinida; Philodinidae. The record is from the annotation of a GenBank genome assembly.
AUGAUGGUCGGUGCAACAGGAGCUGGUAAAACUACGAUGAUUAAUGCUAUUGUUAAUUAUUAUUAUGGUACACAAUGGAAUGAUAAUUUUCGUUUAAAACUUAUUACAGAAGAAGAUGAAGGAAUUAAUGGUAUAACGCAAAGUCAAGCAAAAAGUCAAACAAAAUGGAUAACAGCAUAUACACUUCAUCAUCUACCUGAUUGUACCGUAUCAUACACAUUAACCAUAAUUGAUACACCGGGAUUUGGUGAUACAGAAGGAACUAAGCGCGAUGCUCAAAUAACAGAACAGAUUCAUGAAUUUUUUCAAAUAACUGGUCCACAUGGUAUUGAUCAUAUUGAUGCUAUUGGUUUUGUCAUUCAAAGUUCAGCCAAUCGUUUGACACACACUCAAAAAUAUAUAUUCGAUUCUAUUCUUUCAAUGUUUGGUAACGAUAUUAAAGAAAAUGUUUUUCUUAUAAUAACAUUUGCUGAUGGACAAACACCACCUGUACUUGAAGCAGCUCGUGAAGCAAAUCUACCAUACAGAACAUAUUCUAAAUUCAAUAAUUCUGCAUUAUUUGCCAAAAAUAAAUUAACACAUGAAGAAGAAAAUGAAAAUUUUGAUCAAAUGUUUUGGAAAUUAGGCAUCACAAGUCUUAAAAAUUUUUUUAUUGAGUUUCAAAAAGUACAACCGACUAGUUUAACAUUAACAAAAGAAGUAUUAACAGAACGACAACAUUUAGAAGCUAUUGUACAAGGUAUUCAACCACAAAUUCAAUUUGGACUUAAUAAAUUAGAAGAAUUAAGACAAGAAAUUCAAGUAAUUAAAGCACAUGGAAAUGAUAUAUUACAAAACAAAAAAUUUCAAUAUAAAAUUAAAAUGACAAAACAACGUAAAAUCGAUUUACCAUCAAAUACCUAUGUUACUAAUUGUAUUAAAUGUAAUUAUACAUGUCAUUAUCCUUGUGGAAUUCCAAAUGAUAAAGAAAAAUAUAAUUGUGAUGCUAUGGUUAACAAAGGUCUCAAUGCUUCAUGUAGUAUUUGUCUAGGAAAAUGUAUUUGGAAUUCGCAUUUUAAUAAUACUUAUCGAUUUGAAUUAUAUCAAGAAGAUGAAACAAGAACAUCAGAAGAAAUGAAAAAACGUUAUGAAAAAGCUCGAAAUGAUGGUAAAACGGCACUCAAUUUAGCUGAAUUAUUGAAAAAAGAUUUCGAAAAAACACAAAUGACAGUCUAUGGUAUGAUUGGUAAUGCACGUAAAGCUAUUGAACGACUUGAACAAAUAGCUUUAAAACCAAAUCCAUUAUCCAUUGUUAAUUAUAUUGAAUUGAUGAUUGAAUCUGAAAAAUAA